This is a messenger RNA of Strongylocentrotus purpuratus (purple sea urchin), 2134 nucleotides long. It is a transcript of the gene acbd3, whose product is annotated as Golgi resident protein GCP60. The transcript is spliced from 9 exons. The record is from RefSeq and is a predicted model, not a curated record. Gene Ontology annotation, cellular component: Golgi membrane. NCBI's taxonomy places the organism in Eukaryota, Metazoa, Echinodermata, Echinoidea, Camarodonta, Strongylocentrotidae. Bases 417 to 1541 code for a protein of 374 amino acids.
UUUCCGCCUGUCUACUGCGACACAUGACCCCACAGCUCUCUCCAUCAUCUGGCUUUUGAAGUCGGUCGGGAGAUUCUAUUUCUGCAUCUAGCUACCGCAGUGUGCCUGCUCGAAGGCUUUUGUGAUAUUUGCUUAGCACAUAGCAUUUGAUGCAGAUGGACCACUAUCUGUGAUUCUCCAAUGCACCUUUUCUUUCCUGUGACAAUGAAAAUCAACGGUGACGUUUAAAAGAAUUUGAAGGGAAGGCAAUCCACCUCACAUACAAAGAUAAAUUGAAGCUAGUUGCAUUUACCAAGCAGGUUACCAUCGGAAAAUUAGAUCAAUCAAAGUUACCUCCCCCUGGAUAUCUAGAUGUUGUUGGCAAUGAUAGGAGAAAAGAAUGGCAAGCUUUAGGGGAUCUCAGUAAGGAGGAUUGUAUGCUACAGUUCUGUGAGCUGCUUGAGAGUCGAUGCCCACAGCUACAGCCUUAUAUAGAAGCUCAUCGGAGAGAAAAAGAAGAGCAAGAGAGAAAAAGGAUAGAAGAGGAAGAGAGAAGAAAGCGUGAGGAAGAAGAGAGAGAACAAGAAAGGUUAGAAGAAGAAAGACUGAGGAAAGAAGAAGAAGCAAGGCAAGCAGAAAGACUAAGGGAAGAACAACAAAGGUUACAGUUUAAAGAGUCUGUAUAUCAACAGCUAGAACCCCAGCUACGUCCUUUAGCUGUAGAGCAAUACCCACAUAAUCCACAGCAGCAACAAGUUUUUCUACAACAACUUCAAGAGCACUAUUACCAGCAGUACAUGCAACAGAUCCAAGAGGCACAAAACCAGCAACAACACAAUCAUAUUGCUCCUUCAUUAACCAUGGAAAACCAAACAGAGGGAGUGUCUCCACAAGAUGGCACAUCUCCUAACAAACUAGCACAAGAUCUUAGUCACCUAGAGCUGGGUGGUGAAGGUGAUACUGCUCCUCCCAAUGGAGAUAUCAAUAAUAUUCCCCUCAACAGUGAUGAGGACCAAUAUCCAGUCAUCUGCAAGGCAUCAUGCUGGACACGCAAGAACAUCAAAGAGUUUAAGAAAGAGCUGGUAUCAGAGAAGGAGUCUGUGAUAAAGGUUGGGCAUGGUGAGACAGUGACUGUACGUGUACCCACACACCAGGAGGGAAAGUAUAUCUUCUGGGAGUUUGCAACGGAUAGCUAUGAUAUCGGCUUCGGUCUCUACUUUGAAUGGACGGAGGCAGAGAGUAACGCAAUCAGCGUCCAUGUUAGUGAUUCCAGUGAGGAUGAAGAAGAGUUUGAAGAUGAAGAAGGAGGAGGCGGAAAGAGUGACAUCGAGCGAGGAACGAAGGAUAGAGGACCCCCGAUGGAUGAGAUCAUUCCAAUCUAUAGACGAGACUGCCACCAGGAGGUGUAUGCUGGAAGUCACAAGUAUCCUGGCAGAGGAAUCUAUCUGCUCAAGUUUGACAACUCCUACUCCCUCUUCAGAUCCAAAACACUCUACUAUCGGGUGUAUUACACCAGAGAUACCCAACCCGGUAGGACGCCCCCAGACGCCGUAGAAACCUAGAUAACACCCAGGCUAAACACAUAUGUGAUAUGCUGGUAAUGUGUAUAUGAUUAUAACCUGUGCCACUCUUGUACACACUGUUCUGUAUUGAAUCAUACCCGCAUUGCAUUGGCCUCGAGUACCUGGUGCAUUGUCCCUAAUAUCUGCCAUAUGUUGCUGUUUAUGUAUGUGGAGCACUAAUUUGAAUGAGGAAUAAACAGAAAUGUUCGUGUAUGGGUUACAUUAGAUUAAAGGAAGUGUCAUUCAUUUGAAAUCUCAAAUUGAAAGCUGGAAGUCAUGUUCCUCGUAGCUAUUUAGUUACAAGUAUUUGCUCAAGUCUGGGUUCAAGAAUUACUAUAUUUUGAAGCUAAUUGCGGAGAAGAGCUGCCAAAAUAUACCUUCAAUUAGAUUUUGAAACCAUAAAUUUGCGAAUCAAACAGAAAUAUGUAAUUCGUUCUCAAUACAUACAUGUAGAUAGGACUGUAGAGAUAUAUGAUAUAACAUCUUAUUAAAACAAAAUUAUUGGAUCUUCAAAUUUGCAGACAAGGGGAAAAUAGUUGUUACUAACAAAAAAUGUAACUCCCUUCCCAGCUCUAUCUCUCUCUCUCUCUCUC